CUACGUCAAUCGUGUAAAAACUUUAUCGAAGACUUUUGCUUUUAUUUUCGCAGCUUUUCUGUGGGCCCCCGUAUCGAACAAACUUUUGCGGUUCUUGAGUGGUGAAAUAAAUGCCUGGCUGUGCCCCCCAAAUUACGGUGUGGUGCUAGAAGUGGCGCCACUUUAAAACAUGGGCAAUUGCCUCAAAAGGUCUACACAGGACGACAUUUCCCUGCUACGUGGGAGCAAUGAGAGUAAUCGUGAGCUCACAGACCAACUGGGACCAGUGCCUCUGUACUCGGAAAUUCUUCAGCCCGUAUUUUAUCCAUCACCAAACGUGAGUCGACCUGUGACGCAUCUCACAGAAGAGGAGCAAGUGAAGAUCGCAAAACGUAUCGGUCUAAUCCAGCAUCUGCCCAUUGGACCCUACGAUGGAUGUAAGAAGGCACGCGAGUGUGUAAUUUGUAUGGCAGAAUUCAUGGUGGGUGAUCCGGUACGUUUUUUGCCAUGCAUGCACACAUACCACGUUGCUUGUAUCGACGACUGGCUGAUGAGAAGCCUCACGUGCCCUUCGUGCAUGGAGCCCGUAGACGCUGCACUACUCACGAGUUACGAGUCGUAGGCCUGUGCUGUGAUUAAUCCCACAAGUUGUUUUGAUGAGAAAAAUGCCUCACAUAUAGUAUAGAAUGUGGAUAUUCUUGGGUAUAUUUCUUUUACUUUCAGUUAUGAUACGUGGUGUAAAAAAUUGUAUAUUAUAUUAACGUACACAAAGACUAAAAAAAAGUGUUAAAUAUUCCAAUUCGACCUGUCCCUUCUUUUACCGCAUUAGAACACAUGGAUUUUUUCCUCUCGAAUUUCUUAAUCAAAUUUUUUAUUUAAAAUACGACCUCUUAUUACCCAAUUAUUUAGGUGCCUUCAUUUUUCCGUUGAAAGAUAUGUCUUGCUCCAAUAGAGAAUGCUUUCGUAACAGGUUUGUUUGAACAGUGACAGAUUGACAGUUACUCGCCGAACCAUAAGUGGUUCUACAGUACACAUACUUAUUUUUAGCAAGAAUCGUGAAGCGCGUUUUAAGAAAAGGAUACGUGAAAAAAUUUGAACCGUAAAUUUAAAAACCAGAUAUAAGCGUAAACCAUUCUAAAUUACUUUUCGGUGCUCUUUGCUUCCAACAAAUUACGAAUUAAUUAUCUAAAAAUACAUAUACAGAUUUUAUACCUGCAUACAUAUUUCAUAGCAGCAUUUUUUAAAUAAAAGUAACACAGUUCGCAUAGAGAAUUGAGUCUCUAAU
Phlebotomus argentipes is the source of this 1264-nucleotide messenger RNA. It is a transcript of the gene Rnf11, whose product is annotated as RING finger protein 11. The record is from RefSeq and is a predicted model, not a curated record. The transcript is spliced from 2 exons. Bases 170 to 601 code for a protein of 143 amino acids. Lineage: Eukaryota; Metazoa; Arthropoda; Insecta; Diptera; Psychodidae.